This is a messenger RNA of Myripristis murdjan (pinecone soldierfish), 661 nucleotides long. It is a transcript of the gene coxfa4b, whose product is annotated as NDUFA4 mitochondrial complex associated b. Gene Ontology annotation, cellular component: respiratory chain complex IV. NCBI's taxonomy places the organism in Eukaryota, Metazoa, Chordata, Actinopteri, Holocentriformes, Holocentridae. The record is from RefSeq and is a predicted model, not a curated record. The coding region runs from base 119 to 376 and encodes 85 amino acids. The transcript has 4 exons.
UGGUGUUUGCUGUACCGGUCUGCAGGAACAGUACAGCCGCUCCUCAGAAAGCCGCACGUUAUCAGUCCGCAGACACUCAGCUGAUCAGGCAGCGUCGGUGAGCAGAUCAUCAUCCGCCAUGCCGUCCCUGCUCGGAGUCGUCGCUAAGCAGCUCAGAAGCCACCCAGCCCUGAUCCCCCUCUUCGUUUUCAUUGGUGGCGGGGCAACCAUGAGUAUGCUCUACCUGUCCAGGCUGGCCCUGAAAAACCCUGAUGUCUCAUGGGAUCGCAAGAACAACCCUGAGCCCUGGAACAAUAUGGCACCCAAUCAGCAGUACAAACUUUUCACAGUCAACAUGGACUACUCCAAGCUGAAGAAGGACAGGCCUGAUUUCUAAGUCAGAAUGCCUUUUGCACCUCUCUCCCUUGUCUUCAGGUUGAGGAAUGUGUGUACUUGUGUUCUUGUUGCCAAACGCAAUAAACCAUCAGCACUUUUGAAGACGGUUGAAUCACAUCGCUUUGCUGCAGUCAGUUCAUUUCCAGGUGAAUGAGAAAGGGAUCAUGCAUUUAUCAACGACAGCUGUCUGUAAGAACAAAACAGGCAACCACCUGUUUUAGUAAAUGCCUCAUGUAUAUUUUGACUUCAUUGUGUUGUAAAUGAUUUAAUGAACAUUUCCAUUUAA